GAGAAUGUUUGUCAGGUUAUGGUGAUGGUGGUGAUGGUGGUGGAUGAGGUUUCAGAAAAAGGAGACCCUGGCAGCCCAGGUCCAAGGUAGCUCUACUGAGCCCACAUGACAAUUCUGAAGUGCUUUGUUUUUUUUAUUGGAAUUGUGUCCAAAUUCAUCGCCGUGCUUGUUCUCCCUCCAUUUUGUAGGCUUCUUCUUGCAUUGGAACAACAAUCCUUUCAACUACGUAGUUCAAUGCAAUAGUGAUUGAUAUAAGGACAAAAGCCAGGGACAAAAUGUACUUCAAAAGCGUGAUUGCUCUUCUGAUAUUUGGCUCGUUGGAUCUUGCCACCACGGUUCCUGUUCCGGACGAAGAUUCGUCGCUGGAAAAUGAAUUUGCCGUUGGUGAUGCCAUCAAGAAGGAGAUCAAAACGGUUAUGGGAGCCACUUGCGUGACUGAUGGAGGGUGUUCGAUUAUCAGUUAUUGCUACAAAGAAACACUCAUCGAAGGAUUAGAAGUGGAAAGCGUUGUUGGAACUUGUCGACUUACAUGGUGGUUCAUCUUGGGUGCACUCAUAGUCAUCUUAUUGCUCUUGUUCACAUGUUGCUCAUGUAUUUGCUUGCCGUGUUGUUGCCUUUAUGAUUGCUUUUCAUCUUUAUGCUGUUGCUGUUGUUAGAAAUCACCAAUGAUGCAUAUUGUGGAACAAUCAUUUUCCAAUCCACCUCAGGACUUUACUUAUCUUGUUGGCAAUGUUCAAAAGUGACAGAAUCAGUGGGCAUUCCAUUAAUGUUUAUAACACUUCUCUUUGGACCUCGAAAUUGAAACCUGACGAACUGUGAUGAACCAUGCAACCAAAUCUUCCAAUGAAAUACAACGAAAGAUCAAAACAAGAA
Messenger RNA from Tigriopus californicus, 873 nucleotides. RefSeq lists its product as uncharacterized. The transcript is spliced from 3 exons. The record is from RefSeq and is a predicted model, not a curated record. Bases 276 to 656 code for a protein of 126 amino acids. NCBI's taxonomy places the organism in Eukaryota, Metazoa, Arthropoda, Copepoda, Harpacticoida, Harpacticidae.